UCCGCUUGCUCCAAACAUGCGCCAGUAGUACAAGUAGCUAACGUAAGCUUUCGCAGGAAUUCGCAAAGAUAAAUUUUUUAGGGCUUACCGAACGGGAGCUCGGGUUUCUGUAAUCGGAGGCGAUCGUAGUUGGAUUUGCUUCUCUUUCGAAAAUGGAUGAUCCAGAGCUGGAAGCCAUCAGGCAAAGAAGAAUGCAGGAAUUAAUGGCACAACGUGGCAUUGGGAAUCAACAAAACACAGAGCAGCAGAAUGCACAGGAUGAUGCCAAAAGGGAAGCAGAGGAACGGAGGCAAUUGAUACUUAGUCAGAUUUUGUCAUCUGAAGCAAGAGAAAGAAUUGCUCGGAUCGCAUUGGUGAAACCUGAGAAGGCAAGAGGAGUUGAGGAUGUUCUGCUUAGAGCUGCUCAAAUGGGACAGAUAGCUGAGAAGGUUUCUGAAGAGAGGUUGAUAUCUUUGCUUGAGCAGAUUAACAAUCAAACAAGCAAACAAACUAAAGUUACAAUCCAGAGGCGUAGGAGUGUUCUCGAAGAUGAUGAUUAGCCACAUUUGAGAUAAGAUGACUAUGCUAAACAUAUGGUUGUAAGAACUCUUCGUAAAUUUAUUUGCUCUGUUAUGUGACCUUGCUACUUUCAAAUGAUUGGGGCCAUAAAGCGUAUCUGACACUGAAUUUGAGUGAGUGUACAACCCUGUCUAUCCAUAUUGGUUCAAAUGUGCAUCUAUUAUUCCAAUGGCGCACAGGUGCAGUGCUUGAAGAUUUUUGGGCUACAUGCUGUUAUUUUAUAUGUUCAAUUACAAGGACAACAGUCGCAUAUAUUUUCUUAA
Molecule: messenger RNA, 821 nt
Organism: Magnolia sinica
Lineage: Eukaryota; Viridiplantae; Streptophyta; Magnoliopsida; Magnoliales; Magnoliaceae
Exons: 7
Coding region: 153-539 (128 amino acids)
Cellular component (GO): nucleus; cytosol
Molecular function (GO): DNA binding
Source: RefSeq, a predicted model, not a curated record